AAAUUAAGGUGUGUACUAUUUUGUACUUGUAUAGAUCAUUUUUUAUUUUAAUUUCUUCCUUAACAAUAAAACUUCUUGGCCUGUAUUUAUCCUCAGUAUUAAACUAAUAAUUAAACAAUUAACAUAAUGGUGGACACUGGAUGCUUCUUUAAUAUUGAUGGAGGAUACUUAGAAGGUUUAUGCCGUGGUUUCAAAUGUGGCAUAUUGAAACAUGCUGAUUAUCUUAAUCUUGAGCAAUGCGAGACUUUGGAUGAUUUAAAAUUGCACUUACAAUCAACUGAUUAUGGUCAAUUCUUAGCUAAUGAACCCAGUCCAUUGGCUGUAUCUGUAAUUGAUGAUAAAUUACGAGAAAAACUUGUUAUAGAAUUUCAACAUAUGAGAAAUCAUGCUGUAGAACCCCUCAGUACAUUUCUAGAUUAUAUCACUUACAGUUAUAUGAUUGAUAAUAUUAUACUUCUUAUAACUGGUACUUUACAUCAGCGUCCAAUUACAGAACUUAUUCCAAAAUGUCAUCCUUUGGGUAGCUUUGAACAAAUGGAAGCUAUUCAUGUAGCUGGUAACCCAGCUGAACUUUAUAAUGCUGUUCUUGUAGAUACUCCAUUGGCUCCAUUCUUUGUUGAUUGUAUAAGUGAACAGGAUCUUGAUGAAAUGAAUAUUGAAAUUAUUCGUAAUACAUUGUACAAGGCUUACUUAGAAUCUUUUUAUGACUUUUGCAAGAAGUUAGGAGGAAUAACUGCUGAUACUAUGUGUGAAAUAUUAUCUUUUGAAGCAGAUAGAAGAGCUAUUAAUAUAACUAUAAAUUCUUUUGGUACAGAGUUAACAAAAGAUGAUCGAGCCAAAUUAUACCCGAGAUGUGGUAAACUUAACCCAGAUGGUCUAGCAGCUUUAGCUAGAGCUGAUGAUUAUGAUCAAGUAAUUUAGAGCA
This is a messenger RNA of Daktulosphaira vitifoliae (grape phylloxera), 925 nucleotides long. RefSeq names its product V-type proton ATPase subunit d-like. Lineage: Eukaryota; Metazoa; Arthropoda; Insecta; Hemiptera; Phylloxeridae. The coding region runs from base 127 to 921 and encodes 264 amino acids. The transcript has 2 exons. Gene Ontology annotation, molecular function: proton-transporting ATPase activity, rotational mechanism. The record is from RefSeq and is a predicted model, not a curated record. Gene Ontology annotation, biological process: vacuolar transport; proton transmembrane transport; vacuolar acidification. Gene Ontology annotation, cellular component: proton-transporting V-type ATPase, V0 domain; early endosome; lysosomal membrane.